Molecule: messenger RNA, 8109 nt
Organism: Solea senegalensis (Senegalese sole)
Lineage: Eukaryota; Metazoa; Chordata; Actinopteri; Pleuronectiformes; Soleidae
Product: mitogen-activated protein kinase kinase kinase kinase 3-like
Exons: 35
Coding region: 120-3092 (990 amino acids)
Biological process (GO): protein phosphorylation
Molecular function (GO): MAP kinase kinase kinase kinase activity; ATP binding
Source: RefSeq, a predicted model, not a curated record
GCUACAGUGGAGUCGGGCUGGGAUUUUCUGACGCCGUAUGUUUUUCUUAAAAUAUCUGAUUUCGUAGUUUGUCGGGGUUCGUCUACCGUGCGCGAUCGGCGCCGUAAUCGGCAGUGGAAAUGAUGAACUCCAGUGUCGACCUGUCGCGGCGGAAUCCGCAGGAGGAUUUCGAGCGGAUCCAAAGGAUAGGAAGCGGCACAUACGGAGAUGUGUACAAGGCUCGUAAUGUAAACACAGGAGAGCUGGCUGCUAUCAAAGUCAUCAAACUGGAACCGGGUGAAGACUUUGCUGUCAUCCAGCAGGAGAUCAUAAUGAUGAAGGACUGUAAGCACUCCAACAUUGUUGCCUACUUUGGCAGUUAUCUCCGGAGAGAUACGUUAUGGAUCAGUAUGGAGUACUGUGGAGGAGGCUCUCUGCAGGACAUCUACCAUGUCACUGGGCCUUUGUCAGAGUCACAGAUUGCCUACAUGUCGCGGGAGACCCUGCAGGGUUUAUACUAUCUACACAAUAAAGGCAAAAUGCACAGAGACAUCAAGGGAGCCAACAUCCUCCUGACAGACAACGGCUAUGUUAAACUAGCUGACUUUGGCGUAUCGGCCCAGAUCACAGCAACUCUGGCCAAGAGGAAGUCAUUCAUUGGAACUCCUUACUGGAUGGCUCCUGAGGUAGCUGCAGUGGAGAGGAAAGGAGGCUACAACCAGCUGUGUGACAUAUGGGCUGUGGGCAUUACUGCAAUAGAGUUGGCUGAACUACAGCCACCCAUGUUUGACUUGCACCCAAUGAGGGCACUGUUCUUAAUGACCAAGAGUAAUUUCCAGCCUCCUAAAUUGAAAGAUAAACUCAAAUGGACAAAUAACUUCCACCAUUUUGUCAAACUAUCCCUGACUAAGAACCCAAAGAAGAGGCCCACAGCUGAGAAGCUGCUGCAGCAUCCUUUUGUGUCUCAGCCCCUCAGCAGGACACUGGCUAUUGAGCUGCUGGACAAAGCCAGCAACCCUGACCACAGCACCUACAACGACUUUGACGAUGACGACCCCGAACCUGAGUCUCCGGUCUCUGUUCCUCACCGUAUUCGUUCCACCAGCAGGAGCACACGAGAAGGGAAGACACUGUCAGAGAUUAACUUUGGACAGGUGAAGUUUGAUCCUCCGUUGAGAAAGGAGACGGAGCCCCACCAUGAGCCGUGUGGUUCUGAGCCCUAUCUGGACUGUGUUGAGGAGCUCUACUAUACCGCGAGAUCUAAUCUGGACCUGCAGUUGGAGUAUGGCCAUGAUUCAUCAAGUCUGCUGGGAGGAAACAAGAGUCUUCUCAAAUCUGUGGAGGAAGAGCUUCAGCAGAGGGGCCAUGUGGCACACUUAGGGGAUGAUGAGGAUGAGGAUGAUGCAGAUGAUGAUGAAACUCACACUCAUAAAUCGAGCACCAUCAUGAGGCCAAAGGUCCCACCCCCACUUCCUCCCAAGCCCAAGUCCAUCCGCUCGUCCCAGCAACAGCAUAAACUAGACGACAGCCACUCGCACAGUGAGGACGACAGCGGCGGUGGAGGGACCAUCAAACGCUGUCCGGUCCCACAGACAGCGAGCCCAGCUAGACCUGCCUCCAAUGUCCCCCCGCGUCCCCCGCCCCCGAAGCUGCCGCCCCACCGCCGCAGUAGCCUAGGUAACGAGAGCCCGAAGUGCACGGACGUGGAAAACUCUGCCCCAGAGGAUGAUGGGAGCUUUAGGCAUUUCUGGGAGUGGCUCCACACACCUCACACAGAGGAGGAGCUGGAGGAGGCAUGGGAGGUGCUGAAGGAGGUGAAAGAGGAGCAGGAAAAAAAGGAGGAAAAGGAAGCGAGUAAUGGGCUUAACGCUCCACACAACGGUGAGAGGGACAGUCCAGCAGAAAGACAGUCCACCAUGCCCCCUAGUGUCCCCGUACGGAAAGAUAAGAAGGAUGUUCCGAUGCCGAUCAGUAAUGGCCUCCCACCUACACCCAAAGUCCAUAUGGGUGCAUGUUUCUCCAAGGUGUUCAAUGGCUGCCCGCUGAAGGUCCAUUGUGCCACUUCCUGGAUCAACCCCGACACCAGAGACCAGUAUUUGAUAUUUGGAGCUGAAGAGGGGAUCUACACAUUAAAUCUUAAUGAGCUUCAUGAGACUACAAUGGAACAGCUCUUUCCUCGGCGGUGUACUUGGCUAUACGUCAUGAACAAUUGUCUUCUUUCCAUAUCUGGAAAAGCCUCUCAGCUGUACUCCCACAGUCUGAGUGGUCUGUUCGAACAGGCCCGACAGUUACAGAAGUUACCAGUAGCCAUUCCCACACACAAACUGCCUGAUAAGAUCAUUCCCAGGAAGUUUUCUGUAUCCAAUAAAAUCCCAGACACUAAAGGGUGCCAAAAGUGCUGUGUCGUGCGUAACCCAUACACAGGUCAUAAGUACCUGUGUGGAGCCUUCCAGUCCAGUGUCAUGCUGUUGGAGUGGGUGGAGUCAAUGCAGAAGUUCAUGCUCAUCAAGAAUAUCGACUUCCCGUUGCCGUGCCCUUUGGAGGUCUUUGAGAUGCUGGUGGUCCCGGAGCACACCUACCCUCUGAUCUGUGUGGCAGUCAGUAAAGGCACAGAACUCAACCAGGUCGUCCGGUUUGACACCGUCAACCCCAACUCUACCUGCUCCUGGUUCACAGAAUCAGACACACCACAGACGUGUGUGAUCCAUGUCACUCAGUUAGAGAGAGACACCAUCUUAGUCUGCCUCGACAGAUGUAUAAAAAUAGUGAACCUCCAGGGUCGGUUGAAAUCCAGCAGAAAGCUGUCAGCUGAGCUGACUUUCAACUUCCAGAUUGAAGCCAUAGUUUGUCUUCAAGACAGCGUACUGGCCUUCUGGAGGCAUGGCAUGCAGGGAAGAAGUUUCAAGACCAAUGAGAUCACACAGGAAAUCUCUGACAGCACACGCAUCUUCAGACUACUGGGAUCAGACAGACGUGUUGACCGUAGACAUCCAGAGGCUGAGGACAGAGGCCUCUCUCUGCCCAGAGUGGUGGUGCUGGAGAGCCGGCCAACAGACAACCCGACCGCCCACAGCAACCUCUACAUCCUGGCAGGCCAUGAAAACAGCUACUGAGACACACACACAUACAUGUACACAACCACACACGUACACAUGCACCGUCAACAGCUACACCACUAAUGCAAACAAGGGAGCGAGCGGUCGAGAAAUCCGCUCAGCCCAAACACACGCUAAACCCCUUUCAUCUUCUCACCCGGCCUGCCGGCAGUGUAACUGGAAAAUGAGUAGUUCACUGGUGCGGAUGUGGAUUCCCACUCGCAGAGGUUUAAAACGCACCAGAGUGUUUUCAUGUGGAUCAGGUCAACAUGGUGUAGUAGGACAGCGGGUCGUGGACGAGGGUUCAAACGACCUGCCAGUUCAGUGGUGCGAUUAUCUGGGGAAUCUCUUCUCUGCUUCUUAAGAGUGACUUUAGCCCAGAACUCCAACAGCAUCUACACCUUCCCCUGCAUACUACACACUGGGAAAACAGCAUCCUGCACAGAAGUUUGACUUCAACACUACGUCUACUACUAAUUCUUGUACACACAUUAGUACUACUGCUACUUUCACUAAAGCUUCACAGAACAGCCAUCUUGCACAGAAAAUCUCCCCAUUUCUCCUUUGUAGUUUUCUCCUCUGUCUCCUCCUCCUCCCCCCUCUUUACCCUUUCCUCCCUUUUUAAACUACACCUUUAUUUAUUGUGGCAUGAUGUAACUUUAACAAUCAGGAUGGCUUUCCUGUUUUAUUAUUAUUGUUUGUUUUUUUUAAAAGGAUAUAAAAGAGAAAGUUGUCCCAAAACAAAUCUCCGCCACCUCCACUAGAAUUGAAUUUCAGUACCCGCCACCCACCACCACACAAGUGCUUAUUUGACCUCUAUUUAAUUCUUGUAAAUAUAAAUGUGGUAUUUUUUUGACAGAGACGAACACUAAAAAGACCGGUCAUGUAGAUAAGCGUGUGUAUAGUUGCUCUGUAUAAUUGUGGAGGCUAGUAGAGACGGGACAGAUGUGGAGGAGAGAGCCGAGGCAGCGGAUUCACUUCCUGUUUCUCUGAUCAUGUGAUGAAGUUCAGGAAGUGAGGAGUGCUGUGGUCUCCUCAGGUGGACAGCUCUAGCAGGCUAAUAUUAUUCUAAUAUUGAUCAGAAGCUCAGGAUUGGACUGAGCAAACAGGAAGCGGCACUGAUUUUCAUUUUCAUUUUGCAUGCAUCACCAUCGAAAACUUCCUGCUUGUGUGUACCCUAGCAACUGUUGUCAGGGCAGCAUCUGUUAAUUUAAGUUUCCUGCUUUCAACAUCAUCUGUUUUUUAUUAUUAUUACGUUUUAAUCAAGCUUUUUUUAUUGAACCACUGGUGUUAAAAAUUUGCACAGAGAGGAGAAAAAAAACGUAUUUGACAAGCAAAUGUGAUGUCAUUAUAUGACCUUGUGUGUAUGCACAGUGUGUGUAUAUAUAUAUUUGUGUUUGUGUGUAGACAUAGAAUAUGCACAUACGAGUGCGUCGUGUACAGAUCUGGACUUUGAGUGACAGCUGUGUUUCUGCCUCUUGGGCAGGAAAACAAAAGAGGAUUGAUUUACACAGAAAGAAAAAUGACUUCUAUUUAUCAAGUCCACGUUGUGUAUGUUAAAUUAUAGCCUUGAAUAAAAUAGGAUUUUCUGUUUGAUACAUUUUUAACCAGCUGCAGAAAACCGCCCAUAUUGAUAACGUAAUGAUAUAUUAAUCCCAUUUUAAUCCAGAUAAAACCAGCGUAUUGAUAGAAAUCGGGCAAAUGAAGGGUGUUGGUUAAAUCACUAGGGUACGUAGUGAUACUGAUACUUCAGUUUCUAUACCAAUUUUGCUCGGUGAUAAAAGAGAUUUUCCCAGAAUUAAUGCUGCAAAUUGUACAAAAUGUGGAUCUCUUUAAACCUGGUGCAUCGUUAAAAAUAUUGUUAAAAACUGACCCUGAAGUAGUUACAUUAACACAUCAUUUAUGAAGACCACACAGUGAUCAAUGGUGAACCUUAAAACCCAUACAAGUUUGAAAUAUCCAGACUAGAAGUGCAUCAGACAGCUUCACGUAGUUACUAAGUUGUCCAUGGGACGGAGGGUGCUGUGAGUGCAGCUUUUCCCACAUUUAUGCUCUCAGACAGUUGUGACAGCAAAUCGUCUGAAAAGCAGUGCGUGGAAAUAUUCUUGUUGCCGUUAACUUGCAGUAACGAGAAACCCUGGAUUGAUAAAGGAUCUUGUUCAUAUGAAAAGCCCCGUAAACUAAGUUUUUUUAUUUCUGUGUAACCCUUACAUCUGAUUCCUGUGACUCAUGGCUGUGGCUUUUAAAGGCCAACAUCUGAGGGCUCACUCGUGCUACACGCAUGUAGCCGUGCACCGUGUGGUUGUGGCAUGUCGUGUGUAGCAGAGUCCGCACGUGUGGCAGUACAACACUAACUGGACUCUACAAGCUGUGACACUAGAGGACGAGAAACACUAGUUUAGCACAAAGCUACGACGCCAUCUCUGCUCGCGACAUAGCAUGAGGCUUCAUUCAUUCAUCCAAGUAGAAAUGUAUUGUUGUUCUUUUGUCACCACGGAUACAGACGUGUGAGCCAUAGCAACCAGCCAAUCAGGUAUAAGAUCGGCAAGUGAAGGAAAACACAAAACACCAUCGCUAUAGUAGUUUAAAUGUGAUAAAUAAUCGCAGCUGUGGCAACAGUGAUUUUCUCUGGUUUUCUCAUUACAUGUGCAAAAACAUGUCUUGUGCUUCAUUUUAUGCUGGACUCGCCAAUGCUGGACUGUAAAGUCACGUUAUACGCUGAAGUUUUAUAGGUCUAUGCUUUUUUUCAUUGGUCUGUCGAAGCUGAAGUUUAGAAGAACAGAAGACGUUGUUGCUGGCUGUCACAGAGCCGGUUGUAGAAAUGGUGUACCACCGUGUUAGGAGUCGAAGAAUGGAGCGGCUUUCUGCUCCUUGUCAGUGAUGGAAAACACUCCAUCAUUCUCCUCCUGAACUGUGUGGAUUCAAAUUAUUUGUCUACUUAUAAUUAGGGAUGGGAUGAUACCACUUUUUGUGUCCGAUACCGGUGUCACAAACUCGAGUAUCUACCGAGACAGAGAACUAUGAAGCUGUUAACAACACACUUCAAAGACAUAAUUCUCCAACUGUAUGACAAGUAUUGUUCUCCCAAAAAGAAGGAAUUACAGCCCAAACAUGAAUCGGCUAAAAUGCUUUUGCAGAUUCUUUUGUGCAUAGUGAAGCAUGCAAAAUAUAGGAUUGAAUCAGAUUUUUAUGUCUCUUAACUGUCCGAUAUCCGAUCCAGUGAUUUUGACCAGUAUCGGACCGAUACCGAUUCCGAUUCACAUCCCAACUUAUAACCACCCUCGGAUUGUUGCUUUGCACCUAGGGAAAAAAAGUAGCUGUCACAGAUAUUCAUCAUACAUCACAUAAUGACAACACACCGAACUGUUGUGUAGUGAGUUGGGAGCAGAAACUGUCGUCCUGUACAUCAGACUCUAUAUGCUGUUAGCACUACACCCACACAUCAGUCAAAUAAAUCUGUUUAACUCAACAGACAACGACCAAGUGUUACAUAAAAAUAGGCAUAGUCUCCUGGUUUGAAAACUUAAGCUCAGGAAUUGGGAUGGUCUCAAUUGCUAGUUUCAGGUCUUCCUCAGUUGAACAUGAAGUCAUUGUUGUAAGUUAUGUUCCCAUUUAGAGGACAAUGCAUAAUAAAGAAAGGUACCGGUGUGAUUGACAGCUGGAAUCGUCCAGUAGGAGCCUUGUUGUAGGUGAAAACUAAUAAUCUCAAGGCUUCACACUGAGGGGCUGCAAGACUAUGUCCAUUUUUAUACACGCCCUGUGGUAAAAAACCAGAAAGAGAACAUGUAACCUUAAAAGAAAUGGGUAAUUCAGUAGCCAUUGUUUUGAUUUGACUUGAAAGUAAAUCACGGCCCCACGUCCUGAUGCCAAGUUCCAUUUACACAAUCAGGUCAUCGCCUGCCAAUAUUUUUAUUUUUAGCUGUUCGUUCAUCCAUAAAAAUAUUCAAAUUCUCUUCAUAGUAAUUCAUUCACAUUAGGUCAAAUUAAUCACUUCCUGUUUUUACGCUCACUUCAUUCAGUUCGAUCGAUCGUCCGCCUUUUUGUUUUAGCAGUGUUUCGUGACCAUUUCAUUUAAUCGAUUUAAAAAAACAUUCCUUUACAUUAAGUCUCUCCUUUAUGUCAAAGAACACAUAGUUUGUUUAUUUUACUUUUUCUUUUUUUUUUAAUGCAAUGCCAGAAUAUGUUGUUGAAACCUUUUAUGGCCAAAUCUAGAUGUUAGUCUACCUCGCGAUGAGUCCCCGGCGAAGAGUAAAGCUUUGUGUCUGAUUCAGUGAGCAGCGGCCGUCAGCUGUGUGUGAGAUUAGUGUCAAUCAAAAACAUGUUGUUCUCGUGAGUCGACGUCAAACGAACAAAAGCUGAGCUCAGAUUUUCUUUGGAGCUUUUUCCGUUUCCUUAAAUACUCAUUCACUUUGAAUUGUUUUUGAAAUAAUGAGAUUUUUACCCUAAGGAAAAUCUCAUGUUCACUGAUGUACGUAUGUAUGUAUUGAUUUUUUUCUUUUUUCCAGAAGAUACAAGCAGUUGAUUUUUAUUUUAUUUUCCUUUGUGGGUUUGGUAAUUUUCACAUAUUGGAAUAUUGUUCAUUCUCACAGAAUAACAAUAGGUUUCCGUGGGAUGCUUUGAUGACUCCUAAUCCUAAUUAAACACAAAAUUAAUCUCUAAUCCUGCUAAGCAAACAAGGCCUUUUAUAGUGACUUUUUAUGUUUCACACCCUCAGGUACACCUGGGUCAAAUCACGUGGCGGUAAUUCACAGGGAUUCCACGUAGGUGUUUCUCCAAGCAGAUUAAAGUAAGCAUUAGAUAUUUGCAGGUUUAAGCCCCCGAUAAUAAACUAAGACGCGAGUCUCCUCUGUUCUGUCGCUGUUACUUCACCUCUGUCUUUUGUUGUCAUAAUGCAAUGCACAUGUUAUGAAAUGUAUAUAGUGUAAAAUAAAAAAUGGGUUUGUUUUACAUACUGUAUAAUUGCCUAUAUUUUGUUUCAGAAGUGUAACAGAUUUAUGAGAUGACAGGUUAACACAUUAAAAAGAAGGAAGUGAAA